Molecule: messenger RNA, 365 nt
Organism: Alligator sinensis (Chinese alligator)
Lineage: Eukaryota; Metazoa; Chordata; Crocodylia; Alligatoridae
Product: LIM zinc-binding domain-containing Nebulette-like
Exons: 4
Coding region: 36-365 (109 amino acids)
Cellular component (GO): focal adhesion
Molecular function (GO): actin filament binding
Source: RefSeq, a predicted model, not a curated record
GGCAUAAAGGAUGUUUCCAUUGUGAGGUUUGCAAAAUGGCUCUAAACAUGAACAACUACAAAGGAUAUGAAAAGAAACCUUAUUGCAAUGCACACUAUCCAAAGCAAUCCUUCACUACAGUGGCUGAUACGCCUGAAAACCUUCGCCUAAAGCAACAGAGUGAAUUGCAAAGUCAGGUCAAAUACAAAAGAGACUUUGAAGAAAGCAAAGGAAGAGGAUUCAGCAUUGUGACUGAUACACCUGAAUUACAAAGACUGAAAAGGACUCAGGAACAAAUCAGUAAUUUGUUCUUUGACUUUUCCCUGCCAAGUACCAGACACUUCCCAAAGAUUCUCUUUGAAACAAAAGUGCAACAACUUCAGUGA